AUUUAUUUUCAAACAAUAAUUGUUUUUGCUUUUUGUAAUUUAAUGUAGUACUUACUACCUAGUUCCUAUGUAGUUACUUGUCUACUAACCGCUUACAAAUGUUCUAGUUUUUACGAUUUACGUUUUGUUAAUUGCUAGUACCGAUGCCAAAAUUUAUUUCAAACGUUUCACGGCCUUUGUAAAAUGUUCACGAAAAAAAGGGAACUGUGUUGUAGAUUUUGCUUUACAGACCUUUGGCUCGAGCAUACUUUCAUCAAGUGCGCGACCUCUGCCUGUGUCGAGUUAGGAAUUUGUCUAUGCCUUCAAUGUUUUGCAGCCGGUACCGGUGAUAAUAUUCAUAAGAACACCGAUCCUUAUCAAGUGCUGUGUAACGCUAUCGACAUUGGCGACCACUUGUGGGCAGCUAAUGAAGAAAUCAUAUUACUUGAUACAUUCAUGGAUACCAUGUCAUGGGAAAAAGUUGCUAGAAAACUAGAUAGAUCACCUAAAGAAUGUGAAUACCAUUACUUUGAAAAUUAUGUAUUUUAUCCAAAAAUUAAAGGUUUAAAAGAUGUAAACAAAAAUGCAUUUAGAUUUGAUAAAUUUGAUAAAUUUAAUAAAAAUGAGACCAAAUUAAUUGGUGAUGCAUUGGAUUCAGAAGAAACAUAUCAUCAAUAUGAAUUAGCUAUUCGUUUAGCCGGUUAUCAACCUGUGCGCGGAUCAUUUGAAGAAGAAUAUGAUAAUCAAGCUGAAUGUAUUUUACAAUUAUUAAAUGAACCAAUAUGGAUUGACCAGACAUCUAAAACUAUUUUAGAAUCAAAUUUAUUAUACCAACGGCUGAAUACAACCAUUUUAGACAUUUUUAAUGAGAGACUGCAUGAACGAUAUAGAAGAAGACAAAUUGUUAAAGACUAUGGACUUAUUGCAUUUAAUAAACACCAAUUAUGGAUAAAGUCUAUGGAGAUUAUAUUGGGUCCAGAAAUGAUGCAAAGAUUAAUUCGUUAUUUACACCUUAUAAAACCAUUGGCUUUUGAUUUACUUAUUACUAAUCUUAAACAAGAACAUGAAUUGUUAGCUAAAAUUCAUAAGCUUAUUGAUUAUCGUAAAAAUGGCAUAACUAAAAUGGCUCAAAUCAAUAUUUAUAAAGAAUUAAGUACCAAAAGAGAAGAAUAUUUAAAAAUAAGGCCAUUAGGAUCAUCAACAUCAAGAAUUAUUGAAAACUCAAAACCUCGUAUGAAUGUUUGUAAUCUUCCAGGUUUUCAAAAACUUGAUAAUGAUGAGAGAGAACUUUGUGCACAAAUUAAAAUGUUACCAGAAUCAUAUUUGAAAUUUAAGGAAUUACUUAUUAACGAAUGUGAAAAAUCAAAAGGUAUAAUUUUAAAGACUGCAAGAAGUUUGGUUAAAAUUGAUGUUAACAAAACAAGGAAAAUUUAUAACUUACUGAUGAGUAAAAAUAUAAUAUGGCAACAUUGCCAAGACUGAUUAUAUUAUAUAUAAACUUAAAAAAAAAUAUUUAUUUUUUAUAUUUCAUAUAUUAUUGUUAUGUUUGA
Rhopalosiphum maidis (corn leaf aphid) is the source of this 1529-nucleotide messenger RNA. RefSeq names its product transcriptional adapter 2-alpha (gene Ada2a). Bases 184 to 1461 code for a protein of 425 amino acids. Gene Ontology annotation, molecular function: transcription coactivator activity; protein binding; chromatin binding. The transcript is spliced from 3 exons. Gene Ontology annotation, cellular component: nucleus; SAGA-type complex. NCBI's taxonomy places the organism in Eukaryota, Metazoa, Arthropoda, Insecta, Hemiptera, Aphididae. The record is from RefSeq and is a predicted model, not a curated record. Gene Ontology annotation, biological process: chromatin remodeling; regulation of transcription by RNA polymerase II.